Gaeumannomyces tritici R3-111a-1 is the source of this 318-nucleotide messenger RNA. RefSeq lists its product as hypothetical. NCBI's taxonomy places the organism in Eukaryota, Fungi, Ascomycota, Sordariomycetes, Magnaporthales, Magnaporthaceae. The transcript has a single exon. The record is from RefSeq and is a predicted model, not a curated record. Bases 58 to 318 code for a protein of 86 amino acids.
GCCCGCUCUUUCUCCUGUCUCAGCCUCAUACUUCCUGCCAUCCAAAAGCCCUUCACCAUGUUAGGCAAGAACAGCAGCGCUCAGAGCGCCUGGAAACAUGUUCCCCGGGCCUGGGGCACUGGAGCCCAGCAAGUCACGCCGUCACCAACCGGUGCCAGCGGUUCCGUCAACUCCAUAGACCGCUGGCUCGCCGAGGCGAGCGUCUCCUCCCCCUACAACAACAUUGGCCAAGUCCAGAAGCUCAGUCAUGGCACCCCGAGCGCCACUUCACCGGCGCCUUCGACAAACCACGGCACCUCCGGCUCGGCCAGGGGCUAA